Molecule: messenger RNA, 2666 nt
Organism: Camelina sativa (false flax)
Lineage: Eukaryota; Viridiplantae; Streptophyta; Magnoliopsida; Brassicales; Brassicaceae
Biological process (GO): regulation of defense response to fungus
Source: RefSeq, a predicted model, not a curated record
UAACUAUAUAUAAAAAACUAAAUGAGAAAUAGACAACUAACCACUUUUCUACCACACUAUCAUCAAUUUAAUGUUUCUCUCUCUCCCUAUUAUCGUUUGGUUUCAAGAAUGAAGAAGGCUAGGAGACUUCUUCAUCUCUUUAGAGACUUGACAGCAAUAACAAGUCUUCUUAGUUUAUCUUCUUGAUUGUUGAGUAUAUUUCUUGUAAAAGCUGAGUGACAAUUUUGUUUCUGUGUGUUUGUUUAAAUUUCUUUUGGUGAUGGCCGAGUCGACGAUCCAACUAAGGCUGGUUCGCUGUCCCAAGUGCAAGAAUCUCUUACCAGAGCCUAAAGAUUGCUCCUUUUUUCAGUGUGGUGGUUGUGGAACCGUUCUCUGCGCCAAAAACAAGGACCGUGAAGCAGAUUUAGUGUCGGUUGAGUCCGUGGAUAAUAACACAGCCAAAGAAACCGAAGUUAACUCUGGUUUAAGUGAUGAUGAAAAAUCUGAUUCAGAUGCUUCAUUAAGACACCAACAUAAUGGUCCAACAGAGACUUGGGAUGUUCACAGUGUUCCUAGUUCGAAACUGACUGUUGUUAAUUCUGAUGAUAACGAUUCUCAACCGGGUUCGGCUCAGUUUAGGCGAAGAGCAACAAAGAGAUGCGAUUACGAAGGUUUCAGAUUCUCCACUUGUAACUAUUUUACAGAUCCUCUGUCUAGUGAUGAAGCAAUUGAUCAAGACAGAGCUGGACUGGUGAGAAAAUUGGAUAAGCUAAAAGAACAGCUUCUUCAACCUGAAGAGCAGCAGCUCUCGAGUUCGUCUUCAAGAUUCAAAAAGGCUCCAUUGCGGUUUCUCAGUUCUGGGAAACAUGUUGCAAGUUCUUCAUAUUACCAUCAUUAUCCAGAACCUGAACCUCCAUGUCUUUACAGCAAUAAUCCUGAUGUUUCUCUGCGUGGUCCGACGCAUAAUCAGUCUCAUGUUCCAGUUUAUGGAGACCCUCUUGGGAUCCAGAUGCGUGAAAGAACUCUGAAGCCAUCUCAUCUGCACAACUCAAGACAGUAUAUUGCCAAUAUUAAUGGUCAUGAUUUGUUUGAUACACAUCCUCGAAAUGGGAUGUUACAUCAAUCAACUUGCUCGUGUUCCCACUGCUAUGAUCCAUAUCAUAGAGCUUCAGGCUCAGUGUUUCCUCCCUCAGGAUUGCCUGAUGCUCUGCCUAAUGCUGGUUUUUACCCUCAUGAGAGAAGUUUUGGUUUUGAUACUUCAUUGCAUAGUCCGAGAACCUUUGUUCCGCAUCCUCCUGGUUCUCAAUCUCCUGGUCCACAGCUCCAUGGAAGAUGCCACAGUGGAUAUGGGGAUGCGCGAAUGAAUGCUGUUACUCGUGUUCGUUCCCGUAAAGCAGUCUCAUCUUCAAGUGGUACUCGCCUAAUCCACCCUGUGGCUGGUGGUGCACCAUUUAUAAACUGUAAAAACUGCUUCAAACUUCUGAAAUUGCCAGAGAAAACAGAUUCUGCGACGAGAAAGCAACAGAGAAUUCGGUGCGGAGCCUGCUCUUGUGUAAUAAAUUAUUCCUUUGUUGAUAAGAAACUCGUUCUCUCUACGGAUCCUGCUUCAGCAAAAAAAGCAGAAACUCAUAGUAGGCUGAGUUGGGUAACUUCUGCUAACUUCUCUUCUGAUGACUAUGAUAAUAUUGCUUACGAAUUCCAUGCAAUGGAUAGAGGACUAACCGACGUAUCAACUGGUCUGACUUUGAAUUCUGACAAAGCUCAAGAAAUGCAGACUGCGGAUUCUACUUCUCCUAGUGUGUCUGAAGACGAGCUAAGUUCAGACAGUUCAACAGAGAAAGUUAUUUCUGAGAUGGACGUUAAUGAUUACUCUCACAACAAUGAAGUGUCUCAAGAUUCUGCCAAUGACUAUACAGAUGAUCAAGGAAGAGCCAAGAAGGGUGGAUUUGCGAGUAUUGUGAAGAAUAGCUUCAAGGAUCUGAAGAAGUCUAUACAGAACGAAGGUAGAAGUGAUGUCUCAGUAAAUGGGCAUCCAGUAGCUGAACGUCUGGUGAAGAUGGCAGAGAAGCAGGCUGGACCAAUCAGGCCAGGAAACUACUGGUACGACUACAGAGCUGGAUUCUGGGGAAUAAUGGGAAGUCACUGUCUUGGAAUAUUACCGCCUUUCAUUGAAGAGCUCAAUUACCCAAUGCCAGAGAAUUGCGCUGGCGGAACCACAGGAGUCUUUGUGAACGGAAGAGAGCUUCACCAGAAAGACCUGCGCUUGCUCACUGCCAGAGGUCUCCCACGCGACAGAGAUCGAUCCUACACUGUUUACAUCUCAGGUAGAGUGAUAGACGAAGAUACCGGUGAAGAGCUAGAUAAUCUUGGCAAACUUGCCCCAACGGUGGAUAAGCUAAAGCGUGGGUUCGGGAUGAGAGUUCCAAGGAGAGCUGCAUGAAGCAAUUCCAAGAAAUGUUCAUGAAACUCCCGUUGUGUUGUUGUACUUGUAUCUCUGAACAUCCGUGUUUGAUUAUACUAACACAUUCUAAGCUAAACUUUGUUCUAAACUCCUACAGAGACUUAUAAUCAAUGUAAAGAAUGAGCAUGAGGAAAAUGAAAUAUCAUUAUUGGCAACAAGAAUCUAAAACACCAAAAAGAUGAGUGUAUUCGAAAGCUUCCAAAAUCAUUAUUGAGCCUUACUACAA